UGCUGUGGAAGCAGCAGGUCGCAGAGGAUCCUCAGACCUUUAGUGGCAGCAGCUGCAUCUCCUCCUCCUCCCUCCUCCUCCUCCUCCUCCUCCUCCUCCUCCUCCACUCCAUCACCACCGGGCAGCGGGUCCGCGAGACGACCUGCCCAGUGUGUCGGGGGAGAAACGUGCAACAUGCCCGCUGAACACUUCCAGUCGGCCCCGGCGUCGCUUCUUCAAACUCUGGUGGGAUUUACGCGGACGAGCGGACGGAGACUCUUGGUGGAUCCGGGGCGCAGGGAGCUGUAAGUUGGGCGGUAAAGUGGGAAACUUCCUACCUGGAGCAGGUUUUAUAAUUUGAUGGACGUGCUGCGGUGGAGGGGAUCACCUCGGGCAUCAUCACCCGCUGCUGCUGCUGCCGGUCGCCGCUGAGCACCGUGACGCGCCGGGUUGCGCGGCGAGGACCCCCGGUUGCUUCACCCGGAGAGUCCGGGGACAGAAAGAAAAGCCCCUCAGUGCUUCUUAAAUCUCCUCAACUCUGGAUUUAUCAAUUCAGGCUCGUGUGUGGUUUCGUAUCCCGGAGAUGCCACCUGUGUCUCGCCUCCGUCCUCCUGUGGAUGGGAUCGAGAUGGAUGUGGCGCCGUGAGGAGGCACCAGCUCCCGGAUAAUCACAGCUCGGACUUUGUGGCUGCCGGUGCGGCUCUCGGCUCUUCCUCAUGCAGCUCCUCCGGCCGGCCUGGGCUCUGACUGCCGCUGCGGUCUGCAUCCUGCUCCUGCUGCUGCUCCACAACCACAUCCUCCGAGAAGGUCAGCUGGCGGCGGGGACUUGUGAGAUUGUUACUCUGGACAGGGACAGCAGCCAACCAAGGAGGACCAUCGCACGACAGACGGCCCGCUGCGCCUGCAGGAAGGGGCAGAUCGCCGGGACGACACGAGCCAGACCGGCCUGUGUCGAGGUUCGUAUCGUCAGGAGCCGACAGUGGUGUGAGAUGACUCCUUGUUUGGACGAUGAAGGUUGUGAUCUCCUGGUCAAUCAGUCGGGCUGGACCUGCACGCAACCAGGAGGCCGAGUCAAGACCACCACGGUCUCCUGACAGCGGCGGCAAUGACAGACGCUCCCCAUAUAAGAUUGGAUCCCAUCGUCCAUCACCCAUUGUCCCUGAGCGGAGCAUUGGCUGCUGCUGACGUCCAAUCAUCAGCCACUAUCAGGGCGUCUGGGCACGUUGCUACAUCCAUGGGUGAACUGUGGAAACUUCUGGCUGAAGUUCUUUCUGAGGAACUUGACUCACUUUAUUUUCCAAGAGAUUUGACUAAUAGAGCGUGGAGAAGCUGCUGGAUCGAUUUCCUCUGUUUGGAACCAAACUCUGUUUCGUUUUUACAGACCAAAGAUGAACAGAGCUACAACAAUAAGACGUUUUAUGGGGACAGAGACUCUCAGAACUCCCCGGCAACACAAUAUUCAUGUAAAGAAAUGAACACAUUGUGAUAUAUAAAUAACUGAAUUGAGAAAUAUUAUUGUACACAAGUUGAUAAAAGAUGUAUCUGUGUGAAGAACGGCUGUUAAUGUUUCUGUUGGCACUGUCCAUCUGCUUAUGUGUGGAACAUCAGGCUGGUGGAGAAGGUAAAAAAUCAUAUCAGGCAUUUUUGUGAUAAGAACAUAUAAAUGUGUGCACUUUUAGCAGAUGCCUGAGGACAUAUUUCAAAAUGUCAUUAAAUCAGAGUCAUUAAAUCAGAUCUCUGAGGAAUAACGUCCUAACUAGGUGAAUGUACUUUAUAGAAAAUAUGUAAACCGAUACAGAUAGAGAGUGUUUGGGCCCAGUUUGAUUUUAUUAUACACGUGAAAAUUGUUCCUUUUUCCAUAGUUUCACUAAGGUUUUAUUUAUACAGCUAUGCAUGUCACAUGUCAGCUGACAACCAAUACAGCUGAUGAACGAGCCACUGAUGAACAGUCAUGGUUGAUUUGAUCACAACAUACACAAUAUAUAAGAGAUAAAUCGAGCUAUAGCAGCAGUUGGUCGUUCCUGUCUGAACUAUCUCAACAAUUACAAAAUGGAUUGCCAUUGAAUGUGGUGCAGAUAUCCAUGGUGACUAAAGAGGUGUAAUUAUAUGCACAUUAUGUAUUGGCAUGAGGCUAUUUGAAGAGGAGUGAAAAAAGGGAGUGAAAAGGAUUAACAAUGCAGCACACUGACUACAAGCCACACAAUCUAUUAAAAUGUAUUCAAAGUUUUAAAUUGAUUCAUAUCUUCAUUAGGUCCAAGUGCUUGAAAAAGAAUGUACACUUAAAGCUAGGGUUGGUAAUCCUGUAGAAGAUAGAAAGGCUGCACAUGACUCUAGUCACAGGCAGGGUGCAUGUAGGCAGGUCGGUUAGUGACAGACAGGUACGCCCAUCCUACACACUGGACCUUUAACACUGGUGAAGCUUUAGUUGCGUCACCUGCAGGCUAACAUUAGUUUAGCGGCACAACAAAGUCUAUCACCAACAAAUGAGAUUGGCUGACCAACAUACACUUUACAAAGUAUCCAACUUCUCUGGCUGUACACCACCACUGGAGAUUUGUAACAUGGAGAAAAUAAUGCAACACCCCUCCCCUUUUCUUUCAAACAAGAAGAGGCCUGUAAGAAAUAAACUUUAAAUAUAGCUUAAAUAAAAAUAUCUGCACACUUUUGAACACAUUUCCUAGUUUUUUCUGCGAGUCACUAAUCAUCAUUAAUCACCAAGAAUCUGGAUGAAAUCAAACUGUGAGAUUCCCACCCAAACAAUCAUCAAAUGUUAGCAUGCUAACGUGCUGUAUAGUGAACAGUUUACCUGCUUAGCAUUAGCAUGCAAGUACACCUGUGCCUAAAUACUGUAGCCUAUCACAGAACACUAGUAUUGCUGUAUUCCGAUUCUUAGUCUCGGGGUAUUUCACUGAUGUAUGUCACCUCUGAUGAGUUCAUACACUGUAAACAAAAGCAUGCUUCCCAGUGCAGUGCCUCCCAGUGUACAGAUGAUACACACUAUUUCUGUCUUUGAAAUAUUCUUCAAGAUGUUUGAUAUUGGUGUGCAAAGUUUCCAUUUCUUAUCAUAAAAACUGCAGAAUAUCGGACUCUUCUCCACCAGACCACAUUAUGCUUUACAUCGUAUUUCACAUUUUCCAGUGUCAAACAUCAUGCAGUCGGCAUGGCAGGUUAUAAUGAAACAACAAGCAAACCAUUUCACCCUCGAAACCCAGAUGUUGUGUCUGUUUGGGGGGAAGAGGCAUUAAAUGUAUUUUCAAAAGCCUAAAGUUCUAUAUUUAACUAUUUCAUAUGUUGUAUCUUUGUAGAAAAUCUUAUUUAACGUUGAUGUUGCUCAUUUUACACUGGAUUCACAGCAGUCUGCAUCAGAUGGAGCAUUGUUGCUGCUCAAAGUUCACUUAUGGUUUCUGAUAGUUUUAUCAGCAGGGAUGUUAUUCCACUUUUUACAAAACAAAAGGUACCCUGACCAAACAAGUGUCAUGUUGGAGGAGGAUAAAGAUCAGUCCGAUUUUUAAACUUAAUAAAUAAUUAAUCAUAUUUAAUAAAGACAUUAGUUACAAAUAUUAAAGCAUUUUAUGAGGAGGGGCCACAGAGUUUUCCUUCAGUUGUUGUAGGUUGUGUAUACCAAAUCCCAGAAUGCAGUGUGUCUGUAGGUGAUCGCCUUAGUUGUGUUAGUCUCGAUCAGCUGGAGAUUAACAGCUUCUCUGUUUUGAUGCUCUGCCAUUAUGCACCAUGUUUUUUAUUAAAGAGAAGACACAAGUUCAACCAUUUUGAUCUCAAAGUUUUAUAGUUUUUGUGAAGGAAAGAUGCAAUGAAAUGCAUCAAAGUGAUAAUGCAUAACUAUUGUAUAGAGGCUAAUAUAUACGCUAUAUAUACUACAGUUGUCCAACCAGUUUCAUAAAGCUACUUUUUUCACAAGA
Messenger RNA from Hippoglossus stenolepis (Pacific halibut), 3896 nucleotides. Its product is annotated as chemokine-like protein TAFA-5. The record is from RefSeq and is a predicted model, not a curated record. NCBI's taxonomy places the organism in Eukaryota, Metazoa, Chordata, Actinopteri, Pleuronectiformes, Pleuronectidae. The transcript has 4 exons. Bases 696 to 1073 code for a protein of 125 amino acids. Gene Ontology annotation, biological process: G protein-coupled receptor signaling pathway. Gene Ontology annotation, molecular function: G protein-coupled receptor binding; receptor ligand activity.